AUGUGGUUUACACAUCCUGAUUUUACGUCUGAUUAUUGGAGUGCUCUGGUUAUUGGUUCGCCUGAUUUUAUUUAUCCUUUCAAGCUGAAACGCUUAAAGGAAGCUAUUAAAUUAUGGAACCAAUCUGUUUUUGGUAAUGUUAAUAGUAGAUUGAAACAAGCUCAAUUGCAUAUGGAGGUGGCUUUGAGAAAUUCUGAUGAAGAUCCUUCGGAUAUAGAAAAAUUCAAUGUGGUGAAGGAUGCAACAGUAAAGGUUCAGGAUAUUCGGAUGCAGCAGAAUAUUAUGUUAACACAGAAAUCUCGCAAUAAAUGGUUGUUGGAGGGUUCUAGCAAUUUUUCUUUUUUCCAUAAUAGCGUACAGACUAGGAGGUGUCAUAAUACUAUUUCUAAGCUUGUUGCGGAGGAUGGUACUACUAUUACUGAGGCUGUUCAACUUAGGGAUCAUGUAGUUUCCUACUAUGAAGCUAAGUUUAAUGGUGAUGAUUUGCCAAUUGAGAAAGGGAUUUUUAAUUAUGAUCACCCAUCCAUUACUGCAGAGGAGUGUGUGUGUAUAGAUUUGGUGCCUUCUUAUGAAGAAAUCAAACAAGCUGUCUUUGAUUUGGAUGCGGAUAGUGCUCCUGGACCUGAUGUUACAGCACCUUAA
Molecule: messenger RNA, 642 nt
Organism: Papaver somniferum (opium poppy)
Lineage: Eukaryota; Viridiplantae; Streptophyta; Magnoliopsida; Ranunculales; Papaveraceae
Exons: 1
Coding region: 1-642 (213 amino acids)
Source: RefSeq, a predicted model, not a curated record